Molecule: messenger RNA, 1263 nt
Organism: Arachis stenosperma
Lineage: Eukaryota; Viridiplantae; Streptophyta; Magnoliopsida; Fabales; Fabaceae
Product: deSI-like protein At4g17486
Exons: 4
Coding region: 261-1007 (248 amino acids)
Biological process (GO): protein deubiquitination
Molecular function (GO): deubiquitinase activity
Source: RefSeq, a predicted model, not a curated record
CUUGCUUAAAUUCCAGUGAUUAGUCUCAAAUCCAUGAUUAAAAUUCCACAGAUUUUGAACUGUGUAUGAAGUUUGAACAUAAACUACUAAACAUCCUUGUCUUAUCAGAGUACAUAGCUGAUAUUAUUGCGAAUUAUGUGGCUUGCAAUGAUAAGAAGUAUCUUAAGUUGAAGAACAUGGAUCUAGGUUGAUGAUAGUAUCAUUUGAACUACCUAGGUAGGUAAUAUAGUUAUUAACCGGCUCCGGGUACCAUCACUAAAAUGAAAUCAGGAUUUAAGAGUAGCUGGCAUUCUGUCGUCCGGCUUCGACUCAAAGACAAAUCAGCCACCCCAUUUUGCAUAUUCUCUAAAGUGAAAUCAGCUGGAAGCAUUAUUCCUGGGAAAGCACCUGUUUAUCUCAAUGUAUAUGAUUUGACAACAGUAAAUGGCUAUAUGUAUUGGGCAGGCCUUGGAAUUUUCCACUCUGCUGUAGAAGUUUAUGGAAUAGAAUAUGCAUUUGGAGCUCAUGACUAUCCAACAAGUGGUGUGUUUGAGGUUGAACCAAGGCAGUGCCCUGGCUUUAAGUUUAGGAAGUCUAUAUACAUGGGAACUACUAGCUUGGAUCCUCUCCAGAUUCGAGACUUCAUGGAGCGACAAUCUGCGAAUUACAACGGCGAUACAUAUCACUUGAUUGUCAAGAAUUGCAACCAUUUCUGUGAGGAUAUUUGUUACAAGCUCACUGGCAAUUCUAUCCCAAAAUGGGUCAAUAGACUUGCAAGAAUAGGUUCCUGUUGCAACUGCAUACUCCCAGAAUCCCUUAAGAUUACUACAGUUGAGCAUGAUCCAAAUUUUGAAGGGUGUGAUAAUGAAAAGAGGAGGCUAAGAACAGCCUUCAGUUGCUUGUCAUCAAUCUCAAUGCCACAAAGGGAAGUAUCAAUGUCUUCAUUAUUUAUGCACUCUCAUUAUAAAGGUUGCCUACCACCUUGGGAGUUAAAGAGAUCCAAAAAGGGAUCACCAAAGCAAAAAUGAUAACUAUUCUUCUUCUUCUGUAGAGUAUCUAUUGUGUUUCUGAUUAACUCAAAUCUUAUCAUCAUCAUCAUCAUCAUAUAAUUCAGCAACUCUAGAAGUGCAAAAUUUUCUGUCCAUAGUCAUCAUUUUGAAUAUCUUAGCUUAAGGAUUUGGCAGUUUUCAUUAUUUCUUUUCUUUGUUUAUUUGUUUUGGGUUGUAAUAUUUUCCUGAUUGUGAAUUCAUGUCAAAUGUAUAAUGUAUUAUUAUUGAUGUGCUA